AUGGCGGCAUCCAACAAGCAGGGCAAGAUGCAAGGCUUCAUCAACUACCGCAUGCGAGCCACAAUGAAUGACGGACGACAAUUAGUGGGCCAAAUGCUCGCCUUCGACAAACACAUGAACCUCGUCCUAGUGGACUGCGAAGAGUACCGUAAAGUCAAGCGCAAGACCAAGGCUGGAGCACCUGGAGCUACCGCCCCACAACAAGUCGUCGAGACGGAGGAGAGGCGGUCACUGGGUCUGGCGAUUGUGAGAGGCGCACAUGUGGUAUCCUGCUCGGUAGAUGGACCGCCUCCUUCGGAUCCGGCUGCGAGGAUGGGUACGAGUGCGGCAACACCUACUGCUGCUGCAGUACAGACGCCUGGCAUUUCGAGACCAGCGGGGAGAGGUGCUGGGGCAGGGUUGCAGGGCCCGAUGGGCGGGCAGGGUACUUUUCCUGGCUUUCCUGGGGCGCCGCCGAUGGGGAGAGGGUUCCCUCCGCCAGGAUUUGGGCAAGGCCCACCACCUGGCUUUGCUGCUCCGCCACCAGGGUUUCAGCCGCCACCUGGCCGCGGAGGAUUCGGCGGCAGAUGA
Recurvomyces mirabilis is the source of this 570-nucleotide messenger RNA. It is a transcript of the gene smb1, whose product is annotated as Small nuclear ribonucleoprotein-associated protein B. The transcript is spliced from 4 exons. Gene Ontology annotation, cellular component: U2-type prespliceosome; U1 snRNP; cytoplasm. Gene Ontology annotation, biological process: mRNA splicing, via spliceosome. Lineage: Eukaryota; Fungi; Ascomycota; Dothideomycetes; Mycosphaerellales; Teratosphaeriaceae. Gene Ontology annotation, molecular function: RNA binding. Bases 1 to 570 code for a protein of 189 amino acids. The record is from RefSeq and is a predicted model, not a curated record.